CUUUAUGUCAUCACAUCACUCAGCCAAAUACGAAAUUUAAAAUGUCAUUUAAUUUUUAUCGAUUUUUGUUUAAAUGUUACUAAAACUAACUAACGCACAUCACUAAAAAAAUAUGCUGUCAAAAUGUUGACACACGACUCACCUACGAAAGACUAGGCAGUAUGGUCGAAAGACUUUAGCCUGCCCUAUGGGCAAAAAAAAAAAAAAAUUGACACACGACUCGUUGGCGGGAGCUUACGAAAUUAAAUUAGGCGUUUGUUUACCUUUUAACAUUUAAAUAUUUGAUUAAAAUGGCUAGUGAAGCUGUGUUAAAAUAUUUAGUAGACACGAAUCGUCCGUAUUCUUGUGCAGAUGUGACAGUUAAUUUGCGUGGAGCGUUUCCAAAGUCAGCAAUACAAAAAGCAUUGGACGCUUUGAGUGAAGCUGGUAAAAUCAAGUGCAAAUUGUAUGGAAAACAGAAGGUUUAUGCUGCUAUACAAGUAGACACAGUUACUGAAGAGAGUGAUAAAACUGACUACGAUGCCUUAUUCAAAACUCUCACUCAAGAAUUAGCAGACAAAACAAAUGCUUUGAAAACAGUUGAAAUAAAUUUAAAAAACUUAACAUCAACACCAACCACAGAUUCAGCAAAAACAGCUAUUAAUGAAAUUAAGAAUAGAACAGAGGCAACUGAAAAAAAGUUGGAAAUAUUGAAAACCUCCACAGAGGUUGUAAGUGUUGAAGAAAAGAAAAUUAUUAUGACUGAGCAUGAGAAAUUGUUGAAAGAAUAUAGAAAACGCAAAAGAAUUUGCAGUGAUAUGCUAGAUGCUGUCCUAGAAGGGUAUCCUAAAUCCAAGAAGACAUUAAUUGAAGAACUCUGUAUAGAAACAGAUGAAAUGGUUAAUUUUAAGUUGAUGACUAACUCUUAAGAUGCCUGUUGAUUGAUUACUUGAUUACAUUGCAUUUGAUGAAAUAAAUCAUACUUUUUCCUGCAAUAUUAAAUUUUCAAUAAAUGUG
Messenger RNA from Helicoverpa zea (corn earworm), 996 nucleotides. RefSeq names its product homologous-pairing protein 2 homolog. Gene Ontology annotation, cellular component: condensed nuclear chromosome; DNA recombinase auxiliary factor complex. Lineage: Eukaryota; Metazoa; Arthropoda; Insecta; Lepidoptera; Noctuidae. The transcript is spliced from 3 exons. Gene Ontology annotation, molecular function: recombinase activator activity; double-stranded DNA binding. Gene Ontology annotation, biological process: homologous chromosome pairing at meiosis; meiotic joint molecule formation; meiotic strand invasion involved in reciprocal meiotic recombination. The record is from RefSeq and is a predicted model, not a curated record. Bases 291 to 908 code for a protein of 205 amino acids.